AUAACAAUAAAAAGGAAGGUGGUAUAAAACAGAAGGUAACAGGGUUUGGACGUGGAUGGUUCAAGCAGGCGACAACCUCGGCUCAGUGUCUCUGAACUGCAAAACCCCAAUACCCUUUCUCGCACAAUUUCAUUUUUUUAUUUGCUUAUGCUUUUUAUGAAGAUUCACCUUCUGCCCCUUUGAUUUCCAUAAGAGAAUUUCACACACACACAAAGAGAGAGAAAAACUGCUCCUUCCUUUUUGCAGAGGUAGCCAUGGAACAAGGAGAAGGAGGAAGCACCAGGAGGAGAGGGAAAGAGGGUGAAGCCACGCGCUACAAAGGAAUCAGGAUGAGGAAGUGGGGCAAGUGGGUCGCUGAGAUUCGGGAACCCAACAAGCGUUCACGGAUUUGGCUCGGCUCCUAUUCCACGCCCGUCGCGGCGGCGCGUGCUUACGACACCGCUGUUUUCUAUCUUCGGGGGCCCUCCGCCCGCCUCAACUUCCCCGACCUUCUCGCCGUUGAGGGUCCUGUAGCCGCUGCCUCCGACAUGUCUGCUGCCUCCAUCAGGAAGAAGGCCACCGAGGUCGGCGCCAGAGUCGACGCGCUCCACCGCCAGCAACCGCAUGCUCCCGUCGCAGGAGAAUUCGCCGACCGGGUCGACCUCAAUAAGACACCCGAACCCGAAAAUUCGGAUUGUGACUGGGAUGGGGAUUAGAAGCUUCUACGCCCUUCUUAGCACCGAGUGUUGGGGUGGUUGCUAAUGUGCGCCGCUCCGAGAGGAGGUUACAGUGGAGCAAGGUGAUGAUGAUCGUGACAUGAGGCUCCUUUCUGUUGUGUAACUUGUUGUUUUACUUUUUCAUCUGGAUUUCACAAAGGAAUUUUGGUGCUGUCAAAUUUUUAAAUGUAAAUUACUUCAUCAUCCACCUCCUCUUACCUUGUUGCUUUUCAUUGCUUAAUUUUAAGUUUAGAAGUUUCAGAAGUACAA
Molecule: messenger RNA, 965 nt
Organism: Vigna unguiculata (cowpea)
Lineage: Eukaryota; Viridiplantae; Streptophyta; Magnoliopsida; Fabales; Fabaceae
Product: ethylene-responsive transcription factor ERF011-like
Biological process (GO): regulation of DNA-templated transcription
Molecular function (GO): DNA binding; DNA-binding transcription factor activity
Source: RefSeq, a predicted model, not a curated record